Molecule: messenger RNA, 585 nt
Organism: Fusarium fujikuroi IMI 58289
Lineage: Eukaryota; Fungi; Ascomycota; Sordariomycetes; Hypocreales; Nectriaceae
Exons: 2
Coding region: 1-585 (194 amino acids)
Source: RefSeq, a predicted model, not a curated record
AUGAGCCAGGCACUCAUUCAACCGAGGAGUCAUGUACUGCAUACAGUCAACGCCUGCUCCAAGCGCUUCAGUCACCUCGGUUAUGCGUUGGGCAUCCCUCUUCGAGCACCUCAGGUACACCACCAUCAAACAGCAAUCAUCCCACCAACAACCCUGUUUCAGCAUUCUUCCCAACUCUACCGACUCAUCGCGCUUCUCGCUUCACCACGGCUUUAUGGACGCGCUGCUCGAAUGCAUGAGACUCUGUACUUGCUUCACAGGCGGCCUUCACACAGAAAGUUGCUAUACCACCAUGAUGUCGUCUACCACGUGUUUGGAGUCAAAGCCGAUUGCAUGAUUGGCAUGCUCCGAUUCCAGGCUACCCUCUUACUACUGUUCAUCUGCAUAUGGUCGGGAGACACUCAGCGCGUAUUCCGAAGAGCUUUGCUCGAAGACCCCAUUCCUCGACGCCUCGAUGCCCGCAUUCAGACCAAGAAACAAGACGACAGAAAACAAGCCAGAUAUUCCCAGAACUCAAAACGCGCAAUGCUUGCCUUCACGACGGCUGUCAAGAUCCCAAGCUUCUCAUUAAGCCAAGUCUGUUGA